This is a messenger RNA of Melampsora larici-populina 98AG31, 807 nucleotides long. RefSeq lists its product as uncharacterized. The coding region runs from base 1 to 468 and encodes 155 amino acids. The transcript has 2 exons. The record is from RefSeq and is a predicted model, not a curated record. NCBI's taxonomy places the organism in Eukaryota, Fungi, Basidiomycota, Pucciniomycetes, Pucciniales, Melampsoraceae.
AUGAUUUGGCAAAGUUUUAGUAAGGAUACGAUUGAACGAUCGAUUAAUGUUCCGGAAUUGGUAUCUAAGACUUGGAAAUGUGAUAAGAACUUUGAUGGUCUACUGGCAUAUGCUAUUCGACAACACGUUUUAGAGCAACGUGAGCCGAACCAAUACGCUCUGCAAAAAGAUUGGACACCUUUAGGAUUGAUUUAUAGACCAUUAAUUAAGACUUUAAGAUAUUUAUUUAAUGAUUCUAAAAAGAAAGGAAAGUAUACUCCAGCCUUUACAAGUCAAGCGAUUGCUGAAAAUAUUAGUGGACAUUAUAAACCUGAUAUACUUCCGAAUUUACUACCUUGUGUGACAUCUACUCGAGAUUAUAUUGAAUCGGCAAAAAAUGAUCAAAUCGUAGAAAUCACUUUCAAAUCUAAUAUUAAUUUGGCAUAUAUUCAAUUAAGUCAUAAAUGGCAAAGACCUUUUGAUGGUUGAUCAAUUGAUUAAGUAUUCAAUUGAAAUUUGGUCUUGGGUCAACAAUCGAAUUAGAAAUCUAUAUCGUGGUUUAUUGAGAACAUUAAAGAUUAUUUUUAAAGAAAGGUAUAUAUAUUGAAGCAUUUUGAAAAUUUAGUCUCUUUGAGCAUAUUUUUGGGGGGUUGGGGGGGUUACGUUUGUUUGAAAAGGUUCUGUUUUAUAAAACUGUUUUUCAACAAAAGACGAGUUAGGGUUAAGGGGUUAUAUAUUCAUAUAGUUGAGAUUUUUCUUGUUAGAUAUGUUGAUAGAAGAGUUUGAAACUAAUCCAAAGCAAUAUCAAUAAUACAUCAAAAGAUUUUC